AAGGUCUUUUGACAAUGCCAAUUGAAACAAUUGACAUCAUAAUAGACUAUUUAAAUGCCAGAGACCUACAAAAUCUUUCGAAAUCAUGCCGACAGCUUCGUCGUGCUGCAAGGAUCUUUCAUUUUGGCGUUAAUUCACCAAUCUGGAAAGAUAUAACUAAUGAUUUAAUUAUCGCCCCACCAAUCUCAAAUUAUCGAGAUGGCGUUCUUAUCGAAGGAAAAUUUUAUAUUGCUGUUCUUACUGAAAAUGCACCUAUGUGUUGGAUUCUAGAUUUUACCCAAAGUACGGUCAGUUGGAUGCAAGUCCCUAUUUUAAUUUCAAUGAAUCGUAAAGAAUAUCAUCCGAUUAGAUCUACCGCUGGUGCCGCAAUAAAAAAUGAGAUUUAUAUGUUUGGUGGUGAAAGUAUAUUAACGGGGCAACCAACUAAUAUAAUGUAUAAGCUAGAUAUACGGACCAUGAAUUUAUGUAAGGUUAUUGUAAAUGGAAAUUAUCCUACUCCAAGAUUAAUGCAUUCUUUUGACCCUGUAGAUAGUGGUCAUAUAAUACUUUUUGGAGGACAUACAUCCAUUCACGAUGACGACGAUAUGUGGGUUUAUGAUAGUUGUAAAAACACUUGGCGAAAAUACCUAGCACCGCCGUCAUCACGUUUAUGUCUUCCAAAAGAUUGGAUACCGACGAGUGGUAUAGGCCCCGGGAGAAGGUGUGGAGCAGCCAUAUUUAUUAUGCGUCGUAAAAUAAUCAUUUUAGGUGGAUCUCGAAAAUACAAUGAUACCGAAAAAAACGAAUAUAUGAAUAUAUUCUGUCCCGUAAAAAAAAAUUGGGAACGCGUUCAAAUCGAUG
Molecule: messenger RNA, 840 nt
Organism: Racocetra fulgida
Lineage: Eukaryota; Fungi; Glomeromycota; Glomeromycetes; Diversisporales; Gigasporaceae
Source: the annotation of a GenBank genome assembly